AUGAUGAACCUUUCCAAUCCAUCCAUAUCGCUCAUCACACUUGAAGGGGAAAUGAUGACCGAUUCCUGCCGCUACUGCGACGAUGUCACUUUGCCCAAGUCAAAAUGGUACAUGUCAUCACGCGUGCUCAACGUGGAUGACUAUAGACUCCUUAUGGAUUGUGGAUGGCGUCGGCAUGGAAAUCGCAUCUACAAGACGAUGAACGAGAAGACAUGCUGUCCUGUUUACACAAUUAGGUGUGACACGGAGCACUUCAAGAUUUCGAAGUCGCAAAAGAGAGUACUGAAUAUUGUUUCAAACUUUUUGGCCAAGGGUGAGAAACCGAGCUGCGCUAGAAAGUUCCAGAGGGCCUGUACUGCAUCCGUUAUCAGUGCAGAGCAAAGUAAUACCGCCUCUCCCCUUUCUUCCAAGGGAGGGUGUCACAAAGAUACUGGUGACGAUAUCAAGAAUCGGGAAUCAGCUGCGAUAACUGGACCUACUGACUCGGAUGUAAGUGGGUGUAGAAAUGAAGAGCCAACGUCUGGACUACCAAGAUCUUCCCAACCAAAGCGGUGGCAAGCUAAUCGGGAAUCUGCAACAAAUUGUGAGGCAUUUAUGCAGACCUGUCCACAAACACGAAAGGAUGUGCUCAAAAAGAAUAAAGCAAAGGACAUUGAAGAUUACCUACACGAAGAAGGACUAAGGGACGACGCUGUGCACACUUUGGAUAUUCGAUUGUACCCAUGUGCGCCCUUGUCCUUUGAACUCGAGGCGACGCUCGACGAGGAGUACAAAUUGUACCGCAACUACCAAGUUAGUGUUCAUGGUGCAUCGCCGGCAAGCCUAAGUCGCGAGGCAUUUAACGAAUUCCUGGUGGAAUCCACGCUUGCGAGUGCACACGAUGCUGCGGCGGAAACCGCUGGUGCUCCACAAUUCGGCUCAUACCACCAGCAAUACUGGCUGGAUGGGAACACAUUGAUUGCCGUUGGCGUGUUAGACCUGGUUCCAGGUUGCCUUUCCUCUGUCUACUUCUUCUAUCACCCAGAUUACGCCUUCCUCAGUUUGGGUACUUACUCUGCUCUUAGGGAGAUUGCCUUUGUCCGACACCUCCAUCAAAAGUACGCAUCGGUUGUGCCUUCUUAUGCCGACUUCACGCAAUACUACAUGGGAUACUACGUACACUCCAGUCCUAAGAUGCGCUAUAAGGCCCAAUUUUCUCCCUCCUACCUCGCCUGCCCUGAAACAUAUGUGUGGGUCCCCAUGGAGAAGUGUAAGCAUCUGCUGGACCAAUGCAAGUACAGUCGAUUGGCAGGGGAAGAGGCAGAAAACGCAUCACCUACACAUAGCUACAGCAACACAAAAAUCCUACUUCCUUUCUGCGAGGCGCUGAUAUCUGCGUUGCCCAAAGACGGCUUUGUAGUGGAAGGCGAUGCAAUAGUAACGACUCUUGCGGAGGCAGAGGGCGUGCUUUCUAGGAGGGAAGUUCAACUCGUCAAUGAGUGGAUCCGUCUUGUCAACGGCACUGGAACCAUACACAUUAGUUGUACGAUUUAA
Molecule: messenger RNA, 1533 nt
Organism: Hydatigera taeniaeformis
Lineage: Eukaryota; Metazoa; Platyhelminthes; Cestoda; Cyclophyllidea; Taeniidae
Source: the annotation of a GenBank genome assembly